This is a messenger RNA of Penicillium lagena, 906 nucleotides long. Its product is annotated as phytanoyl-CoA dioxygenase family protein. The transcript has a single exon. Lineage: Eukaryota; Fungi; Ascomycota; Eurotiomycetes; Eurotiales; Aspergillaceae. The record is from RefSeq and is a predicted model, not a curated record. Bases 1 to 906 code for a protein of 301 amino acids.
AUGACUUCCAACGGCUAUACCAGUACACCCCAGCUGGUGACAAUCACACUCUCAGAACAAGAGCGCCAAAGCAAACAGAUCUCUUCUCACAACCUCCAAGCUGCCAUCGAAGCCCUCCAUCGGGACGGCGUCUGCGCAAUCACCAAUGCCGUCGACACUGCCCACCUCGACAAGCUCAACUCGCGCAUGGUCUCGGAAGCCAAACAACUCUACGCCAACCCCAAAACACACCGGAACUUUGGUUCCCACACUGGCAACAUCCAGCAAGAACCAGUCUGUGAACCCGAGUACUUCCUCGAAGACAUCGUCGCCAACCCCUUCGCCACAUCUAUCACCGAAUGCAUGCUGGGUCCACACCCACACGUCCGGUUUUACAGCGCCAACACAGCGUUCAAGGCUGAGGGUCGUCAACCGCCACACAUCGAUGUGCAGUUCGAAUUCCCCAAGAUCCCGUUUGGAUUCUGUAUUAAUAUCAACCUUGUCGCGACCACGCCUGAAAACGGGGCGACGGAGAUCUGGCUUGGUAGCCAUCGUGAGUUUGACGAUGAGAAGGCCGCAUCCCACCUAGGAGAGAAAGUUGUGGACACGGGGUUGAGUCCAGAACAAGUUGAGGCGAGGCGGAAGAUCAGCCCGCCCAUCCAGCCUUCGCUGCCGAAGGGCGCGCUGAUUAUAAGGGAUUUCAGGCUGUGGCAUGCCGGUAUGCCAAACCGCACCGACGAUCCCAGGGUGAUGUUGGUGACGAUUCAUUUUCCAGCGUGGUAUCGCAAUGAUCAGAAAAUCUUCCUCCCGCGGAGUUUAGAGGGAAAGCUUGAUUGGGGCUCACUGGUGCCCUGUGUGGAGUGGGUAGAUGAGGGUUACGAUUACUUGGCCGGCAGGCAUGAUCAUGAUUUCUCGUUGAAGCCGUAA